Molecule: messenger RNA, 987 nt
Organism: Cladophialophora psammophila CBS 110553
Lineage: Eukaryota; Fungi; Ascomycota; Eurotiomycetes; Chaetothyriales; Herpotrichiellaceae
Product: CMGC/CDK/CDC2 protein kinase
Exons: 4
Coding region: 1-987 (328 amino acids)
Biological process (GO): G1/S transition of mitotic cell cycle; protein phosphorylation; signal transduction
Cellular component (GO): cyclin-dependent protein kinase holoenzyme complex; nucleus; cytoplasm
Molecular function (GO): ATP binding; cyclin binding; cyclin-dependent protein serine/threonine kinase activity
Source: RefSeq, a predicted model, not a curated record
AUGGAGAACUACCAGAAAAUUGAAAAGAUUGGAGAAGGCACAUACGGCGUUGUGUACAAAGCUCGAGACCUCUCCAAUGGCGGCCGAAUCGUCGCUCUCAAGAAGAUCCGCCUGGAAGCUGAAGAUGAAGGCGUUCCCAGCACCGCAAUCCGCGAGAUAUCCCUGCUGAAAGAAAUGAACGACCCCAACAUCGUGCGUUUACUAAACAUAGUCCACGCCGACGGCCACAAGCUAUACCUCGUCUUCGAGUUCCUUGACCUGGAUCUGAAAAAGUACAUGGAAGCAUUGCCAGUCUCAGAUGGUGGACGAGGCAAGGCCUUGCCAGAAGGUUCGAACUUGGAUAUGCAGAGACUUGGCUUGGGCAAGGAUAUGGUCAAGAAGUUUAUGGCACAGCUCGUUGAAGGCGUUCGAUACUGUCACAGCCAUCGUGUCCUGCACCGAGACUUGAAACCCCAAAACCUCCUGAUCGAUCGCGAGGGCAAUCUCAAGCUGGCCGAUUUCGGUCUCGCAAGAGCUUUUGGUGUCCCGUUGAGAACAUACACUCACGAAGUUGUUACCCUAUGGUACCGUGCUCCAGAGAUUCUCCUCGGCGGAAGACAAUACUCCACGGGCGUAGAUAUGUGGUCCGUCGGCGCUAUCUUCGCAGAAAUGUGUACCCGCAAGCCUCUCUUCCCCGGCGACUCUGAAAUCGACGAGAUCUUCAAAAUCUUCAAACUCCUUGGUACCCCCGACGAAACAACUUGGCCCGGCGUCACCUCGUUCCCAGACUUUAAAACUUCCUUUCCCAAAUGGCGUCGGGAACCAACCUCAAAAUUCGUGCCGAGCUUGGAGCCGGCGGGCCUUGAACUAUUGGAUGCUAUGCUCGAGUAUGACCCUGCGCACCGAAUCUCAGCCAAGGCGGCGUGUAAUCAUCCUUACUUCGCGGCCGGAUCGGCUGCCUAUUCGCAACGUGGGCCUGGCGUGGUCAGAACGAAUGGAUUUCAUUGA